Molecule: messenger RNA, 1231 nt
Organism: Contarinia nasturtii (swede midge)
Lineage: Eukaryota; Metazoa; Arthropoda; Insecta; Diptera; Cecidomyiidae
Gene: Pex11c
Product: peroxisomal membrane protein 11C
Exons: 6
Coding region: 426-1148 (240 amino acids)
Biological process (GO): peroxisome fission
Cellular component (GO): peroxisomal membrane
Source: RefSeq, a predicted model, not a curated record
CAAUCUAUCAAUUUCUAUCAACAAGUCAAAACAUUAUGAGCAGCAAGUGUAUUGUCGAAUUCCAUCAAUAAGGACGGCAAUAGCAAUAAAAUAUACCUUACAAUUCAUUCAAAUUUGGUCUCAUCGUCAUUGUAUGAGAUUUUAGUUUUGUUUCGUUCUUAUUUCCAUUUCUUAUUUCGUUUCUUUUUUUUUGUCUUAUUAUUAUUUUGUGCUGACACACGAAAGAAUAAUAAUAGCGCGACAAUGACAAGUUAUUAGUUGAUACACCGUCAAUAUAACUCGUUUCAAAGCUCAAUGAUUCGGUUUGUAUCCGUUGACUCUGCUCAAGUUAAAAGUGAUUUCGUCCACAACAUUUUGUGAAUAUUAUUUUGUUUUUUUGUUGGAAAUUUUUACUCUCGAUAAAGUUAGCAAACUACAUCAACAGAAUGAAAGAAAAAACAUUAAAAGUCUAUUUGGAUGAAGUGUGUGAUAUGCUGGACACAUACGGCGGACGUGAUAAGGUUAUGAAAAUUCUGUGCUAUUCGGCAAAAUUAGCGGCCGGUCUUAAUGUCGACAAGAAUCCUGAUCUGGCCAAACGAUUCGCAACAAUAAGUUCAAAAAUAUCGGGAGCUCGGGCCACAUUACGGCUUAUCGAUGACAUUCCAAUGCUACAGCAUACCCUUGAAUAUGGACUUGGCUCAAAGGAAUCGGAUACGGCUUUAUCAAUUAUCGGUGUAAUUACAAAUACAGUCGAUCAUCUAUUUUAUCCAGUUGAGAAAAUAUGUUGGUUAGCAGAGCAUAAGUGUUUAACAGUCGAAAACCCAGAUCGAUGGGAUACAAUUAGCUCAAUAUUUUGGGUGUCAUCAAUUUAUUUGAAUUUAAUGAGAACUUGUCGGUGUAUUAUUCUGAUGGAACAGCAUAAACAUUGUUUAGAAAGGGCAGAUACUCCAGUUCAAGUUACAUUGGCCGCAUUGUUGGCACGACAACGAAUGGAAUUGAUUUCCGUAAUUCGUCUUUCAGUUGAUUUAACUCAUGCCGUAUCAACAUUACCAAAAGGUUGGUUCUGGGGUGGAAAAUUAAAAACUUGGCAUGUCGGUGCACUUGGUACAUUAUCUGCAAUGAUUGGUAUUUAUCAAUAUUUUGCCAAGAAAAAACUGAAAAAGAACUAAAUCGUUCGCUGGCGAACAUUUAAUAUUAAAUGAAAAAAAUAUUAGAAUGUUUGAAAUUAUGUUCAAUUAUUUGUAGUUGGUAA